AUGGCGACCUACGAGAUAUGCCACCCGCUAUUGAUCCCUAGUAUGCUUGUCGAAAUCGAGAGGCGACGCCAUCUACCAAUUAUAGAUCACACUCUUGAUGGAAUUGAAGCGCGGUUCCUGGAGGUGGACGAUCCCGAGUCUCUGCAAUACAUAACAGAGGCAGAGAAGGUCACUCGCAAGGAAGCAAAGAGAUCAGCCUGGCUAGACAUGCUGUAUCUCCGCAACCAGUUGAUGAGCUGGAAUACAUGCUUGGAAGCCCUGUACGAACAUGCAGAUCACCUUAACCGGACAACAUUUCGAGACAUUGGUAUUUCUUCUCAAUUGGGGAAUAGAUCUGCCGAGGAGUUUAGUAUUCACGGAGACAGUUCUUCAGACUCUGGCGCAGAUUGGAAUGCCCCAAUUGAUGGAUUAUGUUUGGGAAACAGCAAGGACAGCCAGGAAGCUAACAAAGCUAAUACAGAUGUCGUUCUUGCGGAUCUUCAAUUUGGCAAUAGUCAAAACUUGGAGUCAAUAAGAAGUUCCAGGGGCUAUAUGAGACGAACGGGUGCCAAAAUGCAAGCAAGACUGCGGGGGGUUAUCAAGGACUAUAAUGAAAAGAUUCGAGAGUGCACAGCUGGUUUUGAAGGCAUGGCCAUGACGACGCAAUGGGUUAGUCAUCCUUUUGUCUUCUUUGUCUCUUUCGAAACCUUUGCUAACAGCGUCGAGACUCAAGGUGAAACGAACGUCGAGAUAGCAUUGGCGACUAGUCAGGCCUCACGUCAUAUGCGUUCCAUCGCACUACUCACUAUGAUAUUCCUCCCUGGAACCUUUUUUGCAAGUAUAUUCUCGAUGGGAUUCUUUGAGUGGAAAUCCGACGAUGGCACUAUAUCUGUGUCUCAGUCCUUCUGGAUCUACGUGGUCCUCGCCAAAGGCUUUACAGCUUUCACCGUUGGAGCUUGGUGGUACAUCGGAGUCUAUCGCUACAAGAGACACAAGAACAUUUUCUCAGCACUCAGUGCAAGCCGUUUCCUGAGUCUAAGACCACUCAAGUCUUUGCGACAUCGGAUUGUGAAGGCUAUAAUGGAAAGGGUGAAUAGAAUUUCAUCUCCUCCAUAA
This is a messenger RNA of Fusarium proliferatum ET1, 1095 nucleotides long. RefSeq lists its product as uncharacterized. Lineage: Eukaryota; Fungi; Ascomycota; Sordariomycetes; Hypocreales; Nectriaceae. Bases 1 to 1095 code for a protein of 364 amino acids. The transcript is spliced from 2 exons. The record is from RefSeq and is a predicted model, not a curated record.